Vicia villosa (hairy vetch) is the source of this 480-nucleotide messenger RNA. Its product is annotated as zinc finger protein 7-like. The transcript has a single exon. The record is from RefSeq and is a predicted model, not a curated record. The coding region runs from base 1 to 480 and encodes 159 amino acids. NCBI's taxonomy places the organism in Eukaryota, Viridiplantae, Streptophyta, Magnoliopsida, Fabales, Fabaceae.
AUGUCAGAAACACACGUUGCUGAUGAUUCUGGAAAAUUUCUCUCUCUGAGUUUAGGAAGCAGAUCUUCAUUCAAACCCUACUUCAAAAAGAAGGAAUAUGGAUGUCGAUUUUGCCACAGAAAAUUUCCGAGUUUUCAAGCUUUGGGAGGACAUCAGAACGCUCAUAGGCGUGAAAAAGUGCUUUCAAGAAUGGAAAAUGAUUUUCAUCAUUUGUAUCCAUACUAUGUAGGGUCACCAUUUUAUCAUGGAAUUGGCAACCCAUCAUGGCCUCAAUUUGCUAGGAUGAAUAAUGCUGGUGGUUGGAUUAAUCCAAAUCCAAUGAAUAAUAAUGUGGGAUUUGGAAAUUAUUAUGAAGUUAAUAAUCAGAUGCAGGUUCCUGGUGCAGCUCUUAACAAUGUCAUAAUGGAAAAUAACAAUCCUUAUGUCCCAAAUAAUCACCAAAUUUCAUCCUCAUUGCCUGAUUUGUGCCUCAGACUUUAG